ACAAACGUCAACGUCGCCAUAAAUUCUUGUGUUCUGUGCUUCUGUGUUUGUGUUUUCGUCAAAAUCAUCACAAAAACAAACAGCUGAUAUAAAUAAAACUAUUAUGAAUGAUUAUCAAAAGUAAUCAUUUAGAAUGUCUUCAACAGUGAGCAUAGAAGAUUUGUGUGCGACAGAUUUAUCGUUAAUAUGCCGCGGCUGUCUGGCUACAUCUGGUAAAAUGAAGAACAUGGUGGAAUGGGGACUUACUGAUGAGUUCUACAGGCUCACUAAUAUUCAGGUCAACACAUUGGAUAACCCGUCACUCCUGCUCUGUCUGCAGUGUGAGGACAUUCUGUACAAGAGCAGGAGCUUUAAGGUCAUGUGUCAAACUUCAGACCAGAUGCUCAAGAACGCCAUAGAGAUGAAACAAUCCAAAGAAUCCGAUUGGGCCAACAUUAAAUCUAACUCAUCAAUUUCUCAUGACAACAUCAUACACACUGAACUAACAAAUGAUUGCAUCACAAUUAAAAUAACUGCACCAAACAUGGACCAAAAGCUACACCUACCCUGUCAUUAUUGUCCACACCAGUGUCUAAAGAAAACUGACUUAAUGUCACAUAUCACAAAAGUGCAUAGUAUGUCCCAAUUGUUGACAAUAGUUACAAAGUAUUACUGUCAUAUACAAUACUGUGCAUACCACAUAAACUCGGAUAAGGAAAAACAUUUCAACAGCCGAAAGCAUUUGAAUCAACACAUUUUAAAAGUGCACGGAGAGAAAGUCAACUGUCUGGAAUGCAAUCUAUCAUUCCACAAUGACGUCAGUUACAAAAAACAUUUAAAAACGUGCAACAUAACCCACAUUUGCAACGUAUGUGGUACACAAUUUAAUACUAACGAAAAGAUGCUAGUACAUUUGAUGAGAAAGCAUCCAGAACACCACAGGAGAUACAAAGACGAGAAAUGUAGAAAACGGUGUUCAGAAAAGGAGAUUGAUUCGAAAAGGGUGAAAAAAGAGAAAACCCAAGAUUAUGAUAAGGAAUACUUCUGCGAUAGUCCGAAACGAUCAUUCGCUACACAGACAUUGGAACACAUAAAAAAUGAUGUAACUUUAUCAUCAUGGCAGACCAAGAAAGAUGAGAUAUCCACUCAAACUGUCUUCGAAGAUCUGUUAUCAUUAAAAUCCACCAUGAGUGAGGAGGAGACGAUUUUCUCUGACUCAGUUUCACUAUCUGAUAUACAAACUCAAACUCUGCCGCUAGAGUUUGGUUUGAGCAGGUCUAACAAAGAAACUAUUACGUCAGAAACUCAAUCACCAGAUUUGAGUAUAAAGGAAACUCAAACUUGUGUCUGUCUGUAUGACUCGAAGCCUAACUUUCGAUGUAUAGACAGUGUGUCGUCUAGUCCAAGUACGUUUAGUAUUUUGACGUCAACAGAAACUCAAACUUUGGAUGAUUUUUUGAGUUUUUCGUCCGCUGAAACACAGACUUGUUUCGAUGAUAAAGAAUUAUGAUAUUGGUUUUAAACUGUCAUAGUCAUACAUACUUCAUUGUAUGAAGGUUGUUUUUCGAAUGAUUCGAAAAGAGGCCGCGUCUGGGUACCUAGCUGAGCUACACAUUUUCGAAAAUUCAAAAAUGUAUGGCAAUGGCAUUCGUUAUUGACAGGUCACGUGAUCAAGUUGUCGAUCGGAUCUGCCAUUCCGAUACAUUUUGUUAGUUAUCGAAGCGUUAGAGUUUGUAGAAAGAGAAUCGACGUGGCUACAGACCCGAAUGGAGAAACGUUUUAACCCAUUCACAACGGUGUUUUUACAUCUAUUUUGUGUAUAUCUUUAGAACGAAAUAUCACGUCGACAGUGGCCUUCGAACGUUAGUGUCCGAGACGCAAUAUUGAGUUUUUAGCUUUAUUCGUAACUAGCCGACGCCGCGCGGUUUCACCUGCGUGGUUCCCGUUCCCGUAGGAAUACGGGGAUUAUAUUUAGCCUAUGGCCUUCCUCGAUAAAUGGGCUAUCUAACACUGAAAGAAUUUUUCAAAUCGGACUAGUAGUUCCUGAGAUUAGCGAGUUCAAUCAAACAAACAAAUAAACUCUUUAGUUUUAUAAUAUUAAUAUAAGGUCUUGGUUUAAGAAAUAUAUAAUGUAUGUUGUACAAUAUAUUAAGUAUAAAAUAAAAGAAAAAGAAUUUAGAAAAUUGA
Molecule: messenger RNA, 2166 nt
Organism: Bicyclus anynana (squinting bush brown)
Lineage: Eukaryota; Metazoa; Arthropoda; Insecta; Lepidoptera; Nymphalidae
Exons: 3
Coding region: 134-1489 (451 amino acids)
Cellular component (GO): nucleus
Molecular function (GO): zinc ion binding
Source: RefSeq, a predicted model, not a curated record